Misgurnus anguillicaudatus (oriental weatherfish) is the source of this 2552-nucleotide messenger RNA. Lineage: Eukaryota; Metazoa; Chordata; Actinopteri; Cypriniformes; Cobitidae. The record is from RefSeq and is a predicted model, not a curated record.
AAUUGUAAUGCACCCUAACCAAAAAUAGACAUCAACCUUUAGGCAAUUCCCAGUGUCACAAAUACGAAUAAGAAUGAGAUUCCGAGAAUCUGAAUUGUUUUGCCUUUAACACGCUGCAAAUCAAACAAAAUUGCUUUUUUCUCAUGCUUUUCUCUCUCCCAAUCCUUUGUGUUGUGAAAAAUGAGUUGAUAUGUCUCUGUUAUGAACAGGAAAUGCAACUGCUGUAAAUUUCUCAACUGACAGGAAACAGGCUGUUGCUCUUACAGUGAACCCCAGCCCAUGGAGGCCCUCGCUUUCCAGUACAUUGAGUUCCUUCAUAGGUACAGAGGCUGCAGUUAAAUCCUGUGUUACACUUCUCUAUUCUCUUUAAAGAGGUACUGUAUCAGUGUGCAUCAUUGAUGUCACAUUAACCGGAUGCGUGACCGGGACUCGUGCGUGUUUGAUGGAAACAAGAAGCCGACGACAUCUCGAAUCUCUGAGCCAGUCUCUGCUUUAUUGAUUCGGUUUCCUUUGCUGUGCGUGGCGUCGUCUCAUUUUCAGACUGAGAAAAGAGAGGGAUCAAAGAGAAAAGUGGAAAAUUAGGCAGGGGGAAAGGAGAGGCGGCGGAGAACAGUGGAGUGGAGAAGGAUGGAUGGCGUUUCAUCGGAUCAGUCAUCCAGCGUGGAUGAGCUGGUGGAAGCCUGCAUCAAAGCCUUUGACAAUGAAGGCGUUCUGAAGGAGACGUUACUUGUACGCAUGUUUCUCACUAUGCAUCCCUGGUAUCUGUCCUCCACUGACCUAGCCAAGAAACUUCUGCACAAAUCUCAAGAACAGGACUGCUCUGCAAAUCGCCAGUCUCAAAUAUGUCACCUUGUCAAGUACUGGAUAUCCGAGUUCCCAGCUGAAUUUGACCUGAACCCCGAGCUGGCUGAGCAGAUCCGCGGUCUGAAAGAGCGACUGGAGCAGAAUGGAGAUGUGAGGCGUAGUCUGCUCAUCGAUGUAGACAGCAUCCCAUCGUACGAAUGGAGACGACAGCUGACCGAACAUGUGCAGAAGAAACGCAAGACCUCUCUUCUGUUUGACCACCUGGAUGCAUCCACCCUCGCCGAACAUCUCACAUACAUGGAGUACAAAUCCUUUUGCAAAAUUAUUUUCCAGGACUACCACAGUUUUGUGAUGCACGGCUGCACAGUGGACAAUCCCAUUCUGGAGCGUUUCAUCACCCUCUUUAACAGCGUUUCCCAGUGGAUCCAGAUUAUGGUUCUCAGUAAGCCUACAGCUCAACAGAGAGCUACAGUCAUCAGUGAUUUCAUCAAAGUGGCUCAGAAGCUACUGCAGUUGCAGAACUUCAACACCCUGAUGGCAGUAGUAGGUGGACUUAGCAACAGCUCCAUCGCUCGACUCAAGGAUACACAAGCGCUCGUCUGCAGCGAGAUGCGAAAGGUUUUUGAUGGAUUGGUGGAGCUGGUCACCUCAUCCGGAAACUACAGUCGUUACCGUCAGCGUUUCUCGGAAUGCUCCGGAUUUCGUUUUCCCAUUCUUGGUGUGCAUCUAAAGGACCUGAUUGCCGUCCAUGUGGCACUGCCUGAUUGGGCCGACCCGGAGAAAAGCAGGGUCAACCUCACCAAGACUCAUCAAUUGUAUGCCAUCUUGGAGGAGCUGGCGGUUGUUCAGAGCACCCCGCCCAACAUAGAAGCCAAUUCAGACUUGCUGAAUCUGCUGAUAGUGUCUUUGGACCAGUACCAUUCGGAGGAGGAGAUUUAUCAGCUCUCUCUGCAGAGGGAGCCAAGAAGCGCAAAACGAUCAACUUCCAGCUCAAAGUCGCAGUCUCCACUUAUAGAACAGUGGGCAUCUUCUGUCAAGCCUAAAGCCGAUCCGGCCAUUAUCAACAAACACAUUGAAAAAAUGGUGGAGUCAGUGUUCCAAAAUUAUGACACCAAUGGCGAUGGCUACAUUUCCCAAGAAGAGUUUGAGACCAUCAGGCGCAAUUUCCCGUACCUCGGCAAGUUCGAUGAAGUGGACCAAAACCGGGAUUGUAAAAUUAGUCGAGAAGAGAUGAUUGAGUACUUCACCAAGGCAACUUCUUUACAGAACUGCAAGAUGGGCUUUGUUCACACAUUUACAGAGGCGAGCAGUGUCAAGCCUUCACUUUGUCGCCACUGUUCUCGCUUGAUAUGGGGAUUUAACAAACAAAGAUACAAAUGCAAAGUGUGCGGGGUGAGCUGUCAUAAAGACUGUCAGAGUCGCUUGGCCAUUGAGUGCCGCAAGCGGACACAGAGCGUCAGCUGUGACAGUAGUGCUUCCUUUAGAGCCACACGUUCCCUCAGCUUCCCGCCUCCUAACAGCGCCCAGGAAGACGAAGAGUGCCCGGUCAUCAAGGAUGGCUCUCAGGAGAAAGAGGAUGAGGUUUUUGAUGUCCACCUUUGAUGAAGAACAUCCUGGAACAAAUCCAUAAACCCCAGCAGUAAGAAAGCAGCAUUAUACUCCAAAGCCUUGUAUGUGUGAGAUCAGUAUUUGGUCUCCCAGUAUGAUUUUUAUCUAUACCUCUUGAUCUCUAUUUUACUGUGGGAAGA